Molecule: messenger RNA, 5416 nt
Organism: Mya arenaria
Lineage: Eukaryota; Metazoa; Mollusca; Bivalvia; Myida; Myidae
Product: nicotinamide riboside kinase 1-like
Exons: 7
Coding region: 280-876 (198 amino acids)
Cellular component (GO): cytoplasm
Source: RefSeq, a predicted model, not a curated record
AUGACGUUAAUAUGGCGGAAAACGUUAAAAUAGAUGUGGAACAAGAAAACACUGAAAACACCAAUAGAAAUUCCAACGAGAACGCGCCUGGUGUGACUAUUGAAUCUUUAAGCGUAUCUGAUCAACCAGUUCGCGAAACAACACAGACAGACCAUUUAAACAAACAGCUUUUAUCGGCUUUCUUGAACAAAAUAAAUCAAACAGGGGUGGGUAACUCUUCUUCGUCGGAGGAGGCAGACGAUUGGGAAGACCAGCCAGUGCAUUAACACAGAUUCCUCAAUGUUUACCCAAUGUAGAAAAGUGCUUGUGGUUGGGAUCAGCGGGACUACAAAUAGCGGCAAGUCCACAGUGGCGAGUAAACUGGUUCAGCUGAUUCCCCGGAGCCACCAUGUGUGUCAAGACUAUUACUACCUACCCCCAGGGGACCAGAGACUGGCUCCCAUAUACAUAGAGAAACUAAAUCAUCACAACUGGGAAGAUUACCGCUCCCUAGAAAUGGACCGGAUGGUAAAUGAUGUAAAAACGCUCGUCUCUACGCUACAGAAUACAGAAGAGGGACAGGCUUACGUGUUCAUCGAGGGAUUCUCAAUAUUUGGAUGGAGACCGUUAUCUAGUCUGUUUGACCUGAAGUAUUUCCUCUCGGUGGACAAGGAGACAUGUUGGAAUAGACGACAAUACAGGGACUACGACCCACCAGAUGUACCUGGCUACUUCGAGCAGUAUGUCUGGCCAUUGCACGAGAAACACAUGGAAGCCAUCAGUGACCAAGAAGAUAUAGUCUAUUUAGGAAACACUGACAGCCUGGAGGACAGAGUAAACCGGAUACUUUCCGACCUGAAGACCUUAUCCGGAAAGGACCAGCCCUCAGCACUUUGACGCAGUUUGACAACUAGGAAUACGGCAUUGUAACACUAUUUGUGUUCAAAACUUAAAGUGCAAUUCCAAGUUAUGUGAUGCAUUUGGACACUUGAAUUUGACAGUGUGUUAGAUAUUUGACUGUGAUAAGGGACACAAGUUAGUGGAAACAGUUAUCACCUUGCAUGAUCUUGUUACUGUUCCAGUUUACUGUUGCUUGUUGCUAGAUGUUAUUCUAAUUUUUACCUCAUCUGUUUUUCAAAAAGUAGAGCAUUGGUUCCUCGAUCAUCGAAAUAAAACUUUUGGAAGUACAAGCCCCACAAACGAAGUUUGAGGGGGUAUAUAGGAGUGAGCUUGUCGGUCGGUCUGUCGGUUUUCAUGGUUUCCGGAAGAUAACUCAUGAAAGGCUAGACAGAUUUGAAAAAAUUUUGGUACACAGGUGUAACAUCAGAAGAUACAGGUCAAGUUCGAUAUUGGGGCUGGUGGGGCCAAGGUCAAGGUCACUGUUACUAAAAAUAGAAAAACGGUUUCCGGACGAUAACUCAUGAAAGGCUAGACAGAUUUGAAAAAAUUUGGGUACACAGGUGUAACAACAGAAGAUACAGGUCAAGUUCGAUAUUGGGGCUGGUGGGGCCAAGGUCAAGGUCACUGUUACUAAAAAUAGAAAAAUGGUUUCCGGACGAUAACUCAUGAAAGGCUUGACAGAUUUGAAAAAUUUUGGGUACACAGGUGUAACAUCAGAAGAUACAGGUCAAGUUCGAUAUUGGGGCUGGUGGGGCGAAGGUCAAGGACACUGUUACUAAAAAUAGAAAAACGGUUUCCGGACGAUAACUCAUGAAAAGCUUGACAGAUUUGAAAAUUUUUUGGUACACAGGUGUAACAUCAGAAGAUACAGGUCAAGUUCGAUAUUGGGGCUGGUGGGGCCAAGGUCAAGGUCACUGAUACUUAAAAUAGAAAAACGGUUUCUGGACGAUAACUCAUGAAAGGCUAAAAGGAUUUGAACAAUUUUUGGUACACAGGUGUAACAUCAGAAGAUACAGAUCAAGUUCGAUAUUGGGGCUGGUGGGGUCAAGGUCACUGUUACUAAAAAUAGAAGAAUGGUUUCCGGACGAUAACUCCUGAAAGGCUUGACAGAUUUGAACAUUUUUGGUACAAAGGUGUACAUUUCAGAAGAUACAGAAAUGAGUUUGAUAUUGGGGCUGGUGGGGCCAAGGUCAAGGUCACUGUUACUAAAAAUAGAAAAAUGGUUUCUGCUUCAUAACUUUAAUUGGGCAUGAGAUAUUGUGAUGAAACUUGCUGUAUAGGCAGCCUCUGUGAAGACAAUGCUUGUGAUUGAAAAUGGGGCCAGUGGAGUAAAGGUUUUUGUGCACUGUUACGAAAAUAGAAAAACGGUUUCCGGACAAACAAUACAUGCAUGAUAAAAGAAGAUGCAGUGUGCAGUAACCUUGGAGUUAUGGCCUCUUUUCAAAGGAAUGGUUUGCCAUUCCUGUGUCCAGGCGGCAUUUGGGGGUAUUCGUCACUCCUGUGACAGCUCUAGUUUGCUACUUCUGUUGACUUAAUGUAGAUGUCAUGAUGUGAGAAACUCAAAUAUGUGGUGAAAAGGGGCAAAGACUGCCCUUUUGAUGCCACAUGUUUCAGUUUCUCACAUCCACAUACAGUGCGUACAUAAAGUCUUUUCUGAUUGAUGGCGUUGCCGUUGCCAACACCUGAUGUUAUUGCUACUCCCAGAUAUAAAAUAAUAGCACAUACAUGCCAUAUCCUCCAGUGGGGGGAAAAUACCCUGGAAUUUGUUCUGUCUCCUUGUUGGGGACAAAAAUCAUCCUUAAAUAAAAAUAAAUAAUAUAUAAAAAAUAAAAUAAAUAAUUUCAAACCUUUUACAUUCUGGUCUUGUUAUUUUCACUCGUGACUUUGAGGUGCUUGAAGGAUCACAAAAUGUUUGUGUCCAAGAAACAGCAGUAUCAGUCAUUGCAAAUGUAUAUGGAUGUAUCCUUUGUUCUUUUGAAUGAAAUGAAGUCUAUAUUUUUUCCUGAGUCCUUGUCUGCUAUUAGUUUUAUUAAGUUCAUCUGGAUAACUGACCCUGUAUUUCUUAAAAGAUAUGUCUAACUUUCAUUUUCCUGAUUAAAUUGUACUGUUGGUUUCUAUCUCUGGGACUGUCACUUGAGGAUAGCAUAUUGAUAUGGCCACCCUUUUCCUUCUUAUCCAAGAACUAACCUUUUUUGUUGGCUCAUGCUGCAGAAGUUGUUUUUCACGUCAAGAACAGAAGCAUUAUAAAGUGUGGAUUUAUAGUAUUUUUUUAUCAAUUAAGUUGCCAUGACCAACACUUGAUGUUAUUGUUACUUCCUGGUAUUGGUUUAACCAGUAUUUAUUUUGAUAAUACAAUAUAUAAUACAAGUUGACAGAUAAUCACAAAGUAAUCAUGAUAGUCAAUAUUUUUACGUAUGAAAAACACGCAGUCCUACUAGCAAUUAAAGUACACAUUAACAGAAUAAUGAAGUAAGAAGAAAUGCUUUUUUUUAAGUUUUUCUUCUACUAGGUUUUGAAUUACAGAAUGUUUCUGAUCCAUGGCUUGAGUGUACUUUGUUUAUUAUUCUUGUUGUUUUUCCUCAUCCAAUUUGAUCUUCUCUCUCAUUACAUUUUUUUUAACGGUUUAUUUCUUUUACCAGUAUUUGAACCAUGGUAGCUGGUUUCCUUCAGUUGGUCCUUCGAUUGUAACUAAGUGUUUUUCUUUUUCAAGUCUUCUGUGACAUGAAAUUCGAACAGAACACGGUUUAUUGGUAUGCCCUAAAACUAAAAUGCAUGUAUAGAAAAUAGGUGGCAGUGUCAUGGUAAACAGCUGAAGUAUAUUGGGGCUGGACAAUCUUUCGAACAGAAGUAUGUUUCACAUUUUUGUGGUUCUGGCAGGAAAAACUGGAAAAGCAUUUAGUCGUCGCUUUUCCUAAUUUGUUAGCAGGUUUAGUCUGAAAGGAGCAGUUAAGGAAAAUGUUGAAAAAUGGAAAACACCAAAUAGGGUUUCCAAAUUCAAUUACAGUGAAACUGCGUUCCCUCGAACAAGCGGUCGCUCGAGAACCGGCGUUCCCUCGAGGUCUGAGCUAGGUCCCGAACUUUUUUCCUUCUAUUUUCAUAUAAAAUAUACCCACGCUGCCUCGAAACCUAAUUAUGUCGAGCAGUCGAGCAAUAUCCUCGGUCCCAAGUACACAAAUCGUGCACAAAACCUUAUGGCUCCCUCGAGGUCAUAAUUUCACAUUUUUUCCCGAACGCGUGUAAACAAACAAUUGCCAGGUGUUAAAAUUUUCGCAAGUUGUAAAAAUUGCAAUGACAGUUAAAAGGCAAUUUAAUAAGGCGUGAAAAACCGUUUAUCACUGUUAACGCAUGACCGAUAUUAAUUGAUAUGGGCAUUUGGGAUGAUAAUUAUGACAAGUUAAUGACGAGAAGUUGAUUGUGAGAAAUUUAAAUGAGUAAUAAAAAUAUGAUUAAACACUACCAUAUCGAUCCAACAUCGGAAUCUCUGAAAAGAAUUCCUUCUUGUCACUUUGCUUUGCAAUAUGGCAAAUGAGAAAGAACUUACAAAUUGUCGAACACCUGAGCAAUCUAGUGAAGGACCCAUGACUGGGGGGAUAGCUAGAUCGGGUUCCUUACUUUCAAAAUGUCACACCCAAAUGAAAGAAAAUAAUUGUCAAACACCUGAGAAAUCUAAUGAAGGACCCAUUACUUAUACCAAGACACCAACACGCCCACUCACGUCCUUGACAGGAAAGAAUCGGUGUCUUAGUAAACAGUCUGUUUGACGACUUAAAAUACACUGAAAGAUAUUUCAUUUCAAACUGGAAAAUUGAAAAUCGGGUCGCUCGAAACAUCGGUUCCCUCGAGAUUUUGUUUCGGUCCCUGGCGACAGUUUUACUGUAUAAUAGGUUCAUAAAAUAUGGCUGAGCCCAGUCAUUGAUGAAAUGUACGUUACAAAGUAAAAAAAUGCCUUCAUAUGGCAGGUAUUGAAAAUGGUCAUUGUUGAAAGCUUUUAUUAAAUCAGAGCCAGUGGCAUGAAUAAUGUAAGAUGAAUCAACUGUGGAUAGUUUGAAGAACAGGGUGUAUAAUUUGAAGCACUUGAAAAGCAUGGCGUGUAAAUAAAGCCAAGCCGUGAAUAUUUGUACUUCACAUGGUGUGUUACCUAAACCAUGGAAAGUGAUGCGUACAUGUAAACUUAGCCAAUUCUCACUUCCUACCAAAACUUUAUUUACCAAUGUUUUUAAUCUUUGCUAAAACUUGAAAUGACCAGGCUUUCACCAAAAUUAGAAUUUAUCACUAAAGGCUACAACGCAUAAUGAUUGUCUGUUAGGUGCAACGUGAGAUCAAGCUGAAAGGUGAUUGGCUGAGGCAAUAAUUUAAGCGGGAGCUAACUGCUGACAUGGUUAAACGCCACUAAACUAAUAUUUGAACAAUGCCAUAAAUAAUUUUAGGUUAACUUAUAAUUUCAUUUGUCCUUUUGUCUUUGUUGAAAAGUUUUAUGUAUAAAUACACUCUCACCACUCUUAAAUGUUGAAUUGUAAUUGAGUCGUUAUUAUGUUUC